UACCCGUCUAGCAGAAACAGCAGUGUGUUUCUUUCAUUGUAUUUCUGUAUUACAAAGAUAAUAAUAUAAAGACACAGUCCUAAUUUAUAUUCGCAAGCAGCAACACUACUGGUCACAGCGAGUGCAUACGCACAGAGAGAGAGAGAGAGAGAGAGAGAGAGAGAGAGAGAGAGAGAGACCGAGCCAUGACUUAAUAAAGAACCACUCUAUAUAAAAAAAUAUCACUGCUACCUACCGUUUUAUUUAUUUCAUUAAAAAAAAAACAUUGUGGUUCUUUUAUUGUUUUCGUUCUUAUGUUUUUUUUUCACGCGGUAUUUUCUUUUCAUGUUUGUUGUGCUCAUGAGAAGCUAGCUAACGCUUUCCUAAUACAUGGUGCAACUGAAAAUGUCCAAAUCUUCCGCAGCUCACGCGUCUGCUGCUGAAACGGGAUCUCAAUCACACUAUUUUCAGCUUCCGAGGAAGCUGCCCAAACGGAAAAGUCGGUUUAAACGUUCUGACGGAAGUACGUCCUCAGAUACAACAUCCAGCGUCAUAAAACGACAGGGUUCAGCCGAUUCGUACACGAGCAGACCAUCGGAUUCCGACCUGUCCCUGGAGGAGGACCGCGAGGCGUAUCGGCGUGAAGCCGAGCGCCAGGCCCUGCUGCAGCUCGAGAGAGCCAAGCCAGUUUGUGUCUGUGUGCACGUUGUCCUGCAGACUAAACCGGUCGCGUUUGCUGUGAAAACGAAUGUCAAUUACUGUGGGGCUCUAGAUGAAGACUGUCCAGUCCAAGGUGCUGCUAUCAACUUUGAAGCCAAAGACUUUCUACACAUUAAAGAGAAAUAUAACAAUGACUGGUGGAUCGGAAGGCUAGUGAAGGAGGGGUGUGACAUCACCUUCAUCCCGAGUCCACUCCGGCUGGAAGCAAUGAGGCUCAAGCAAGAACAGAAACCAAGGAAGCCUGGGGGGAACUCGUCAGCCAGUCUGGGGGAUAUGGUCUCAGGAGGAUGGAGAUCCACUCCUCCUUCCACUGCCAAACAGAAGCAAAAACAGACAGAGCAUAUCCCCCCCUAUGACGUGGUUCCUUCCAUGAGGCCGGUGGUGCUGGUUGGUCCCUCGCUGAAGGGAUAUGAGGUGACUGAUAUGAUGCAGAAGGCACUGUUCGAUUUCCUGAAGCACAGGUUUGAUGGAAGAAUAUCUAUCACACGGGUAACUGCUGACCUUUCUCUCGCCAAACGAUCCAUUCUCAACAAGAAAACCAUCAUGGAGCGCUCCAACACACGUUCCAGUUUAGCGGAGGUGCAGAGCGAGAUUGAAAGGAUCUUUGAGCUGGCUAAGACUCUACAGCUGGUGGUACUGGAUGCAGACACAAUCAAUAAUCCGGCACAACUCGCCAAGACCUCGCUCGCUCCCAUCAUUGUGUACGUCAAGGUGUCCUCGCCAAAGGUGCUGCAGAGACUGAUCAAGUCGAGGGGAAAGUCUCAGACCAAACACCUGAAUGUGCAGAUGAUGGCCGGGGAUAAACUUGUCCAGUGCCCCCCGGAAAUGUUCGACGUGAUCCUCGAUGAGAACCAGCUGGAGGAUGCUUGUGAACACCUGGCUGAAUACCUGGAGGUGUACUGGCGUGCGACACAUCUACCUGGCUCCACCCCCAUCAACCCCCUACUGGAACAAAACCUGAUGACACCACCCUCCGUCAUAUCCAGUUUACAGGAGCAGCAGCUGCAGGAGGAGCGGGGGGAGCAGGACAGCCUGGUGCAGUCGGACGAGACGAGUGAGACCUCGCGAGGGGACGGCAGGGCCUGGCAGCCGCCCUCGCAGCGCGGCUCCCGCCAGCUUGACACGGACGAGUAUUCGGACGCCUACCAGGACCUAUACAAACCCCACCGCAACCCCACCCCCAGCCUGCGCAGCGCCAACGGGCACGACUCCCAGGACCGGCUGCUGGAGCGCGACUCGGAGCAGAGCCACAACGAGCACAACAACCGCCAGCGCAGCCGGGCGUGGCCGCGGGACAGCUACUGAGCGCCACCCGGUGGUGGUGGGGGGGGGGGGGGGUUGCAGUCGGUGACGGUAACACUUUUGUCAGCGGCGUUGUUCAUAUUAGUUUUUUUUUUUCUUUCUGUUCCCUUAGAUUUUUAUGAUGUUUGCCAUCGUUCGGAGUGCUUCUCGUGUCAGGGUGGCUCCGAGUUCAGGAGGUGCUCUUCAGUUUUAGUGUGCCUGGCAAGAUCAGCCAGUGGCUUUAUAUUCGUAAGCACCAGCGCCAUCUAGUGCACAGCAGUGUAUUGCCAGCAAAACUAAAGCAAACUUGUGGCAGAUCACUAGCUCGUGCUGGCCUUGCUUCUAAAACAACCCUCGAUCUGAUCGAACUUGUAUUUACAGCAGGCAGCUGGAACUGAAGAGCAGCUAAAGCAGGUUAACAGAAAAACGUAAUUGAGUAAUUUACAAUGAGAAGUACUCAUCAUAAACAUCAUAAAGUAAAGGGACAGAAAAAAAAACAGUGGAACAUUUUGAAGCCGUUUACAUCUUGUCUUCUAUCUGCUGUAGUUUUUCGAUCUCCGUUUGAAUGGCACACUCAUCCACUUCCUGUGCUGUAGGUAUCCGCGGAGUAAGAUGUGAGGUCCCACUCUAGUUACUACAGGAUGUUUUUCAUUAAGCACUGGCGUAUGUGGUAGCACUUCAGAGUAGAAGAAUAGUAGGUAGCUAAUCAGGUAAUUACAGCUGGCUCCCGGUGUUGCCUGCUAACCUGUGAAAUGACAUUUGAAAUAUGCUAGUCUGGAGUUUGAGGACUUCCAUUCACUUCACUGCACCACUACUUUACUAAAAUCCUCAGUGAUCAUCCUCAGCAUUUUAGUUAAUAUUGCUGAUGCCAAUUUUUGCACUACAAAAAGUGUUACCGACGCGAAAUCACCACUAAACCAGAGAGUGUCCGAACAGGGCUAAACCGAACCCAGCUGAAUAAAAAGGAUUACAAUGUAUUCAUUCAUUUUUUUUUAAGUCUUCAGGAGGCCAGAUUAGAUGUAUAAUUCAUUAGAUUACCAGAUCGUUCUGAUUGUCCGUGACCGAUGUUUAGUUCAUGUCCUGUUUACACUCAUUGACUGGGAAGAGUAUUGUUGCUUGUUGUAGACCUUAAUGCACUUGAUUUUGACACAGUCACCCAAUCACGGCAGAUUUUGAUUAGUCGGUUUGGCUUGUUUUCGGCUUUUUAAAAGCCUUUCAGACUGUCUAAAUUUCUGAUUUACAAGACAACACAAUACCAGUAUACGAUCCUUGAGAAACGGCAGCCUAGGACCAGUAAUCCUAACGCUCCUUGCAGGAACCAAGACAAACGAUAGCGCCGCUAUCGGCGUAGCACCAAGCUCCCCAUGUUAUAUAGCUGUGCUAUAAUUUUGAUUGAAUCCAAGUGUAAACAUGCCUCUAUAGAAUCACAAUGGGGAUCGCUCGAUUUUUGGCUGCCUUUGUUUUUCACUUUUUUCUCUAAGUUUGCAUUUUUACGAUGUACAUUUUAAA
Molecule: messenger RNA, 3489 nt
Organism: Acipenser ruthenus (sterlet)
Lineage: Eukaryota; Metazoa; Chordata; Actinopteri; Acipenseriformes; Acipenseridae
Product: voltage-dependent L-type calcium channel subunit beta-3-like
Exons: 14
Coding region: 370-2004 (544 amino acids)
Biological process (GO): neuromuscular junction development; regulation of voltage-gated calcium channel activity; chemical synaptic transmission
Cellular component (GO): voltage-gated calcium channel complex
Molecular function (GO): high voltage-gated calcium channel activity; protein binding
Source: RefSeq, a predicted model, not a curated record